Chara braunii is the source of this 1022-nucleotide messenger RNA. The record is from the annotation of a GenBank genome assembly. NCBI's taxonomy places the organism in Eukaryota, Viridiplantae, Streptophyta, Charophyceae, Charales, Characeae.
GGCGGCAGCAGCAGCGGUGGCGGCAAUGGCAAAAGCAGAAGCAAAUACAGCAACAGUAACAACAACAACAUCAACAACAACAAUAAUGGAGGUGGAGCAGGGGUUUAUGGCAGAGGCGGUGGUUGUGGUAGAGGAGAGGCAAGGAAUGGGCGAGAUUGGCGAGAAGGGUGGGAUGGUUGACAACAACAAUAACAACUUCAACAACGGUGGCGAGCAGCGAAUGAGCCAACUGGGUGAGACGGGCAUGAAAGAGGAUAACAACAACAACAACAACAACAACAACAACAACAACAACGAGAUGGAGGAGAGGGGAGACAACGCAGACAGCAACAACAACAACAACAACAACAACAACAACAACAACAACAACAACAACAACAACAACAACAACAACAACAACAACAACAACAGCAAGGCCGGCGAAAACAACGAGAUGGUUGAGAUGGAAGAGGACAAUGACAACAACAACAACAAUAACAAUAACAACGAUGGGUCAGUCAGUCAUAUCUCCCUGUCACUUUUGUCCAGGUCAGGAGUUAGCACGACUCCCUACAGCAAGGAGCAAGAGGAGAGAGCUGCCGCCCUUCUGCGUGAGAGGAAGGAGAAGAUGGAGAAGAUGGAGUUGAUCAGACAGGCCAAGAUGUUGGCCCUGCUGGAGGAGCAGGAAGCAAAGAAGAGGCAGAUGGAAGAGAAGGAGAUGGAGAAGUGGACGAAGGAGAAGGAGGAGAAGAUGGCAGCCAUUCAAGCGGAGGAGGAGGAGGAAGAAGAAGAAGAAGAAGAAGAAGAAGAAGAAGAAGAAGAAGAAGAAGAAGAAGAAGAAGAAGAAGAAGAAGAAGAAGAAGUGGUAGAGGAAGAGGUACCGUUGGAGAGACGAAGAGAUGGAGCAAGCACGAGUAGGGAAGACGAGAUUGCAAAGAUUGCACAGGAGUGGGCCACACAUUUGGAGUUGGGGGAAGACAGGGAGGCCGAGUUGGCCAUACCUUAGGAAGAGAGAGUAGCGGCAAGGAGGCAAAUUGAGACAG